AUGGCCGGAUUACACGUUAGCAAGGUUGCACUCAAGGACGUGCGCGUCGUGUGUUUCGGCGCGGGGUCAGCAGGGACGGGGAUUGCGGAUCAGAUCAGCGAUGCGAUUGCGACGGAGAGCGGGAGAGAGAAGGCCGACGCGAUGAAGCAGGUUUGGUGUAUCGAUAAACAGGGCCUCCUCCUCAAGUCGCAAGGGGAUAGUCUCACGGAAACACAACGGUUCUUCGCCAAGGAGGACGGCGAGUGGCCUGAGGGUGAGGACAUUGACCUUUUAUCCGUGAUCAAGCGGGUGAAACCGCACGUGCUUAUCGGGACGUCGACGAAGCCCGGUGCAUUCACCGAGAAAAUCAUCCGUGAGAUGGCGAGACACGUCGAGCACCCGAUUGUCUUCCCGUUGUCUAAUCCAACGAGACUGCAUGAGGCGCAGCCGCAGGACCUGGCGGAGUGGACGGAUGGCAAAGCACUUGUUGCGACGGGGAGUCCGUUUCCGCCUGUUGAGUUUAAUGGGGUUACGAAGGAGAUUGCCGAGUGCAACAACUCAACCGCCUUCCCCGGCAUCGGGCUCGGCGCCGUCCUCAGUCGAACGCGCCGGGUAUCAGAGAAAAUGAUCGUCGCCGCCUCGAAAGCACUCGCCGCGAAAGCACCCGCACUGGAGGAUCCGAAUAAACCGCUCCUUCCGGACGUCGAGGACGUGCGUGAACUCAGCCUGAAUGUCGCCAAGGCUGUGAUUCAGACGGCUGUUGAGGAGGGCCUUGCACAGGAGGAGGGGAUUCCCGAAGAUGAGGGGGAUCUCGAGGAGUGGAUUCGCGUGCAGAUGUGGGAGGCGGAGUAUCAGGAGCUUGAGAAGGUGUAA
Aspergillus calidoustus is the source of this 852-nucleotide messenger RNA. The record is from the annotation of a GenBank genome assembly. NCBI's taxonomy places the organism in Eukaryota, Fungi, Ascomycota, Eurotiomycetes, Eurotiales, Aspergillaceae.